GACUUUGAAGCUCGAGACGAUCGUCAAAUAUUUGUAUUUAAGUGAUAUAUACAAGCGGAAUUUCGCGUUCCGAUAGCAUUUAAUUGCAAGCAAUAAAUAACACGAAUGCUUAAAAUUCUUAAACUGUGAUUGUGAAAAAGUGUCGAAUUUAAAAUUGAAAAAUAUAAACAAAUAGUGAUACAUUUAUUCUCUAAAUAGUCAAAAAUGAGCAAUUGGUAUGCGAAUAUUGUGCCGGGCUGGGUAAAUCGCUGGAUAAGUCCACCGCGUCCAGUAAAUCCCUAUCGCGCCAUACGUCCGGCAAAUGAAAACGCCGCUGAAGCUGAUGCCAUACUCACCGUUCAGAGUGUCGAUCUCUGUCUGGCGGAAAACAAUGACGAACACAAAACAGAUCACUUUUUCGCCGCCAAAGAGGCGUUAAUUGUGCGACGCGGUGAUCCAUUUCGAUUGCGCAUACAUUUUAAUCGCUCAUACAAUCCCACGCGUGAUGCAAUCAGUUUUAUAUUUACCGUAGCUGAUGAAAAUAAACCAAGUCCCGGACAUGGUACAUUGGUGGGUCUAGUGCCACGUGAUGGCAUAGACUACCUAGGCGAUCCACUGGAAUGGGCGGCUGGCAUUGAGUCACAUGAGGACAAAGCACUAACGGUGCUUAUCAAACCGGCCGUCACAUGCCCGGUCACCGAAUGGAAAUUAGAUAUUGAUACGAAAUUACUUAGUGAUGGCUCAAAGACCUUUUCCAUACCCGUGCCAAUUUACAUACUCUUCAAUCCAUGGUGUCCCGAUGAUCAAGUCUAUUUGCCGGAUCAUGAUCAACGCAAGGAAUAUAUUAUGCACGAUACGACGCUCAUUUGGCGUGGCUCCUACAAUCGCAUGCGACCUUCUGUGUGGAAGUUGGGACAAUUCGAGCGACAUGUAUUGGAAUGCUCAAUAAAAUUGAUUGGUACAGUCGGACGCAUACCAGCCGCUUAUCGUGGUGAUCCAGUGCGUGUGGCACGCGCGUUAUCGGCCGCUGUCAAUUCGGUGGAUGACGAUGGUGUCAUACUUGGAAAUUGGAGCGAGGAUUUCUCCGGUGGUACUGCGCCGACUAAAUGGGUUGGUUCCACCGAAAUUUUGCAACAAUUUUAUAAAACACAAAAACCAGUGAAAUUUGGACAGUGUUGGAAUUUCUCCGGUGUACUAACAACCAUUGCGCGUACGCUGGGUAUACCAUCACGCAUAGUCACAUGCUAUUCGGCGGCACACGAUACGCAGGGUUCGCUAACGGUGGACAUAUUCAUCGAUCAAAACAAUAAGAAAUUGGAUGCGGAAACCACUGACUCCAUAUGGAAUUAUCACGUUUGGAAUGAGGUAUGGAUGCAACGCCCAGACUUAGGUAUUGGCCCCUAUGGCGCGUAUGGCGGUUGGCAGGCAGUAGAUGCCACACCGCAAGAGCCCUCCGACAGUAUGUAUCGUGUUGGACCGGCAUCGGUGGUGGCAGUUAAAAAUGGCGAAAUCUUGCGACCGUUCGACUGUGGCUUCGUUUAUUCGGAAGUGAAUGCCGACAAGGUGUAUUGGCGUUAUAACGGACCUUACCAGCCAAUUAAGUUAUUGCGCAAGGACACACUGGCGAUUGGUCACUUGAUCAGCACGAAAGCGGUACUCAAAUGGGAACGCGAAGAUAUCACAGCCACAUACAAAUAUGAAGAGAAGACUGACGAGGAACGCAAUAUAAUGCUGAAGGCAUUGAAGCAAUCGGGUCACGCAUUCAGCCGCUAUUACUUAAAUGAUAGUUUCAACGACGUCGAAUUCGAUAUGUCGCUAAAGGAUGACAUAAAAAUCGGCGAGAGUUUUACAGUUAUUGUUAAAAUUACUAAUAAGUCCAAAGAUAACACGCACGUGGCGAGCGGUCAGCUAAACUGCGACGCAGUACUGUACACGGGCACCAAUGCGGAAGAAGUGAAAUCCAUGCCAUUCGAGCUCGAAUUGAAGCCAGAAAUGUCAGAAUUUGUGCGCAUGGAAGUGCAAUUCGAUGAAUACUUUAAAAAAUUGACAUCACAAGCUGCUUUUAAUAUAUCCUGUGCUGCUAAGGUAAAGGGCACAGAUUACGAAUACUACGCACAGGAUGAUUUCCGCGUACGUAAGCCGGAUAUUAAGUUCACAUUCCAGGGCAAAAUCGUUUCACAGCUGCCCGUCGAUGUGAUCGUACGCUUAACAAAUCCUCUGCCUAUACCUCUUAAGAAGGGUAUGUUCUAUAUUGAAGGACCCGGUAUUGAGAAAGCGCUGCGGUUCAAGAUUGCAGAGAUUCCCGUGGGUGGUACAGCUGCUUCCACUUUCAAAUAUGUUCCGCCAUAUGCAGGACGUGGCACAUUGCUGGCUAAAUUCAAUUGUAAGGAACUAGACGAUGUUGACGGUUACACGCACUACGAAAUUGAGCCGAGGCCCGAGGAUAUUAUCAACAACGGUACAAACCGAUCGCAUAAUAUUAUACGACGCAGAACCGAUGUCACAGCGUGAAAAGGAAUAACAUUUUAGUAGAAAAAAAAUCUCAAUAAGAAAUUAAUAUAUAUAUGUAUGUACAUAUAUACGUAAUGCUUAUGUACAUAAUUAUAUACGUAAGUAUAUAGAAGGCGAUAAGAAGAAAGCGGCAAUUUUUUACA
Messenger RNA from Bactrocera tryoni, 2633 nucleotides. Its product is annotated as annulin. Bases 205 to 2490 code for a protein of 761 amino acids. The transcript is spliced from 4 exons. The record is from RefSeq and is a predicted model, not a curated record. Gene Ontology annotation, molecular function: protein-glutamine gamma-glutamyltransferase activity. NCBI's taxonomy places the organism in Eukaryota, Metazoa, Arthropoda, Insecta, Diptera, Tephritidae. Gene Ontology annotation, biological process: peptide cross-linking.